UCUGCCUUCAUUGAUGUAGCUUCCCAGGAACUGGAUGCAUUUGCAUUUUUUGCGUGCAAUAGGGACUGCAAUGUCAAUGAGAACUGGUAUAGCUGCUGAUGCUGCAGCAGCUUUGCUUUUCCGUAUACUAUCACAGCCUGCUUUGCUUUUUCCUCCAUUAAGACAAGUUGAGGGAGUGGAGAUUCAACACGAACCUCUUGGUAGUUAUAUUUCAUCCUACAGAAAGCAGAUAGAAGUACCUGCGGCUGAAGCAACUAUUGAAGCCACCGCCCAAGGGAUUGCAUCAAUGCUUUGUGCACAUGGACCUGAGGUUGAGUGGAGAAUUUGCACAAUAUGGGAAGCUGCCUAUGGGUUGAUUCCUUUAAGUUCUUCAGCAGUUGAUCUUCCUGAAAUCGUAGUUGCUACUCCUUUGCAACCCCCCAUAUUAUCAUGGAACUUGUUCAUUCCACUUCUCAAGGUCCUGGAAUAUCUUCCACGAGGAAGUCCAUCUGAAGCGUGUCUCAUGAAGAUAUUUGUUGCUACUGUGGAGGCAAUUCUUCAAAGAACAUUUCCACCUGAGCCCUCCAGAGAAAGUGCCAGAAAGACACGAUUUUUCACUAGCAUAGGAUCAAUCUCUAAAAACCUUGCUGUUGCAGAGCUUCGCACAAUGGUUCAUUCACUCUUUCUAGAGUCAUGUGCAUCAGUAGAACUUGCUUCACGGCUACUUUUUGUUGUCUUAACUGUAUGUGUUAGCCAUGAAGCUCAAUCAAAUGGGAGCAAGAGACCAAGAGGUGGAGAAAGGUCUCUUCCUGAUGACAGCACCGAGGAAUCUCAAGCAGUAUAUGAAAAGCAGGCAGAUAGGAGAACUAGAAAGACAAAAAAACAGGGACCUGUAGCAGCAUUUGAUUCUUACGUUCUUGCUGCUGUUUGUGCUCUGGCCUGUGAACUUCAGUUGUAUCCUUUGAUUUCAAGGGGAAAUAAAUAUCCAAAUGGUAAGGAUGUACAAGCUCUAGCUAGGCCGGCAAAAGGAAAUGGGUCUUCUAACGAGCUUGGGACUAGCAUUGACUCAGCUAUUCAUCAUACACACCGAAUUUUAGCAAUUUUAGAGGCACUGUUUUCACUGAAGCCGUCUUCUGUUGGUACUUCCUGGAGUUACAGUUCUAAUGAGAUAGUUGCUGCAGCUAUGGUAGCUGCUCAUGUUUCUGAACUAUUUAGACAUUCAAAGGCUUGCAUGCAUGCUCUUUCUGUCUUGAUGAGGUGCAAGUGGGAUAAUGAAAUUUACUCCAGAUCUUCAUCAUUGUAUAAUCUCAUUGACAUCCACAGCAAAGCUGUUGCAUCCAUUGUUAACAAGGCUGAGCCGUUAGAAGCAUGCUUAAUGCAUACGCCGGUUUGGAAGGAUUCUCUCACUGGUUAUGAUGGCAGGAAACAAGAUAGAUGGACGAGUACCAGCUGCUUUGAUUCUGGACAGAAUCCUGUCUCCCAGCGUGAAGACACAUUGCACUCAGAAACUAAUCACAAACAUGAGGGAGGAUUAUGUGCAGAUGAAGGCUCUGGAAAUACCUUGGGUAAAGGUAUUGCAAGUUUCCCAUUGGAUGCUUCGGAUCUAGCUAAUUUCCUCACAAUGGACAGGCACAUAGGAUUUAAUUGCAGUGCACAAGUACUUCUAAGAUCUGUUCUUGUAGAGAAACAAGAGUUGUGUUUUUCUGUUGUUUCACUGUUAUGGCACAAGCUGAUCGCAGCUCCAGAUACACAACCGUGUGCAGAAAGCACCUCAGCUCAACAAGGAUGGAGACAGGUAGUCGAUGCACUAUGCAAUGUUGUAUCAGCAUCGCCAACAAAGGCAGCUACAGCAGUCAUUCUUCAGGUCUAAAUUUUUUUUGACUUUUGAAUUUCUU
This is a messenger RNA of Carica papaya (papaya), 1874 nucleotides long. The record is from RefSeq and is a predicted model, not a curated record. NCBI's taxonomy places the organism in Eukaryota, Viridiplantae, Streptophyta, Magnoliopsida, Brassicales, Caricaceae.